Messenger RNA from Schistosoma mattheei, 1533 nucleotides. The record is from the annotation of a GenBank genome assembly. NCBI's taxonomy places the organism in Eukaryota, Metazoa, Platyhelminthes, Trematoda, Strigeidida, Schistosomatidae.
AUGUCAGUUUGCAGGAAAUUCGGUCGAAAUAAUGGUUACUAUUGGUUCAUCGUUCUUCCCAAAUGUAGCAAAAGCCUUAUUUCCCGGAAUUCACAUAGCUCUACAAAUGGUGUUGAAAUGACUAGAAUGCAACAGCACUAUGCUCUGUUAAAUAAGAAAUGCGAAGAACACAUAACCACAUUCGAUCAAGUUAAUCCGCGGGAUGUAUUUGUAAAUAAUGAAGUAAAGUUGAGCAAAAUUCAAGUGUACGGGUUUGAUUAUGAUUACACAUUGGCUCAUUAUACAUCCGCGUUGGACGAAUUUAUUUUCAAUGAAUCUCGUAACUGGCUUGUUGAACAGAUGAAGUAUCCUGAAGAAAUUCUGAACUAUGAUUAUACUGAGUUCGCUAGACGUGGUUUACAUUUUGAUGUAAAACGAGGCUUAUUAAUGAAAGUAGAUGCAUUUCAUCAUAUUCAACUGGAUACUGUUUAUCGUGGAUUUAAACUACUGUCAUUGGAUGAGAUAUUAAAAGUUUAUCGUGGGAGUCAUUUAUCUAGUGAUAUUUUAAAACAAAAAUUUACACCUAAUGACACCAUUAUGAUUCAGUUGAUGGAUCUUUUCCGAUUACCGGAAAUUAAUCUUCUAUGUUCUAUUAUAGAUUUUUUUGAUCGACAUGGAAUAGAUUAUAAGCCUGUUUAUGUUUAUCAGGAUGUUUCUACAGCUGUAGCAAGAGUCCAUAAAUCUGGCCUUCUAGGUCAAACUGUAAUGUCUGAUCCAGAAAGGUAUAUUGCGAAGGCACCAGAACUGUCUACGUUUUUAUAUCGCUUAGUAAAAAAUAAUAAGAAAUUAUUUGUUAUUUCAAACAGUUCAGCUGCUUACAUAGAUAGGGGUUUGAAAUUUUUGGUUGGAAACGACUGGCAAGAAUUAUUUGACGUGAUCAUUUCUAGAGCCAAUAAGCCAUCGUUCUUUAAAUCACCACUCGGGCAAUUUCGACGUACUGAUAUCAGUGGGACUUUCAAACAUUGGGAAGCAGUUCAAACAUUUAAACGAGGUCAAAUAUAUGAAGGAGGUUGUUUAGAACAGAUGAUAAAACUUACAGGUUGGUCUUCAGCUAGUAUAUUAUAUUUUGGAGAUCAUGUCUAUGCUGAUCUUGCAGAUGUAGCCAGUACAUAUGGUUGGAUGACUGGAGCUGUUAUACCGGAACUUGAAAGUGAACUUAUUGCUGCGAAUAAUCAUGAUUUCAAAAUUAAUUUAAAACGUUUAAGAAUGCUAGAAAGAUUAAUUCAGGAAAACCAACAUGUUCAUACAGCUGAAGCAAAAUUAUUACUUGAAAAGUGGCUUGAUGAAAGAAAUGCUUUAAGACGUGCUAGUAAAUGUGUAUUUAAUCCACAAUUCGGAAGUAUUUUUCGUUCUUUUCAUAAUCCGUCUUAUUUUUCACAACGUCUUGGACAAUAUGCAACACUGUAUACGUCAAGAGUUACGAAUCUCUUACAUUUUCCACUAGAUCAUGCAUUUUUCCCUAAAAGAACUGCUUUACCACAUGAAUCAUUUUAA